Messenger RNA from Jaculus jaculus (lesser Egyptian jerboa), 5906 nucleotides. RefSeq names its product dual specificity tyrosine phosphorylation regulated kinase 2 (gene Dyrk2). Gene Ontology annotation, molecular function: ATP binding; protein serine/threonine/tyrosine kinase activity; protein serine/threonine kinase activity. The coding region runs from base 128 to 1936 and encodes 602 amino acids. The record is from RefSeq and is a predicted model, not a curated record. NCBI's taxonomy places the organism in Eukaryota, Metazoa, Chordata, Mammalia, Rodentia, Dipodidae. Gene Ontology annotation, biological process: peptidyl-serine phosphorylation; peptidyl-threonine phosphorylation. Gene Ontology annotation, cellular component: nucleus. The transcript has 3 exons.
CUGACGCGAGGCGGCGACGAGGCGCCGGGGAGCCGCGGGAGGGACGCGCCGGAGGAGGCGGCGGCCGCCAGAAGUAGCCGCGGGACCGGAGGGCAGCCCCUGAGAUGCAUUUUCCUCUCCAGCGGCCAUGUUAACCAGAAAACCUUCGGCCGCCGCUCCCGCCGCCUACCCGACCGGCCGAGGAGGGGACCCCCCCGUUCGUCCGCUUCAAGCGUCCCCGGGGAUCGCCGCGGGGGCUCCCCGAAGCGGAGUAGGGACGGGUCCGCCGCCCUCCCCCAUCGGCCUGCCGCCCCUCCGGGCCAGCAUCGCUGCCACCGCAGCCCACACGAUUGGUAGCAGCAAGCACACAAUGAAUGAUCACCUGCACGUCAGCAGCCACAGCCACGGACAGAUUCAGGUGCAGCAGCUGUUUGAGGAUAACAGCAACAAGCGGACAGUACUCACGACGCAACCAAAUGGGCUUACGAUGGUGGGCAAGACAGGCUUGCCUGUGGUGCCCGAGCGGCAGCUGGACAGCAUCCAUAGACGACAGGGGAGCUCCACCUCUCUGAAGUCCAUGGAGGGCAUAGGGAAGGUGAAAGCUACCCCCAUGACGCCUGAGCAAGCGAUGAAGCAAUACAUGCAGAAACUAACAGCCUUCGAACACCACGAGAUCUUCAGCUACCCCGAAAUCUAUUUCUUGGGUCCAAACGCAAAGAAGCGCCAAGGCAUGACAGGUGGGCCCAACAAUGGUGGCUAUGAUGAUGACCAGGGAUCAUAUGUGCAGGUGCCCCACGAUCAUGUGGCUUACAGGUACGAGGUCCUCAAGGUCAUUGGGAAGGGGAGCUUUGGGCAGGUGGUUAAGGCCUAUGACCACAAAGCCCACCAGCACGUGGCCCUGAAGAUGGUGCGGAACGAGAAGCGCUUCCACCGGCAGGCAGCUGAGGAGAUCCGGAUCCUGGAGCACUUGCGGAAGCAGGAUAAGGACAACACCAUGAACGUCAUCCACAUGCUGGAGAACUUCACCUUCCGUAACCACAUCUGCAUGACGUUUGAGCUGCUCAGCAUGAACCUCUAUGAACUCAUCAAGAAGAAUAAGUUCCAGGGCUUCAGCCUGCCUCUGGUCCGCAAGUUUGCCCACUCCAUUCUACAGUGCUUGGACGCCUUGCACAAAAACAGAAUAAUACACUGUGACCUUAAGCCCGAGAACAUUCUGUUAAAGCAGCAGGGUAGAAGCAGUAUUAAGGUGAUUGAUUUUGGCUCCAGCUGUUACGAGCAUCAGCGCGUCUACACGUACAUCCAGUCUCGCUUUUACCGGGCUCCAGAGGUGAUCCUUGGAGCUAGGUAUGGGAUGCCCAUUGAUAUGUGGAGCUUGGGCUGUAUCUUGGCAGAACUGCUGACAGGUUACCCCCUCUUGCCUGGGGAGGAUGAAGGGGACCAGCUGGCUUGUAUGAUUGAACUGCUGGGGAUGCCUUCCCAGAAACUACUGGAUGCAUCCAAACGAGCCAAAAACUUCGUGAGCUCCAAGGGUUAUCCCCGUUACUGCACAGUCACGACUCUCUCUGAUGGCUCAGUGGUCCUCAAUGGAGGCCGCUCCAGGAGAGGGAAACUGAGGGGCCCUCCAGAGAGCAGAGAGUGGGGGAACGCACUGAAGGGAUGUGAUGACCCUCUUUUCCUUGACUUCUUAAAACAGUGUUUAGAAUGGGAUCCUGCGGUUCGCAUGACCCCGGGCCAGGCUUUACGGCACCCCUGGCUCCGGAGGCGGCUGCCAAAGCCUCCGACCGGGGAGAAGACAGCGGUGAAAAGGAUUACCGAGAGCACUGGUGCUAUCACGUCGAUUUCCAAGUUACCUCCACCUUCCAGCUCAGCUUCCAAACUGAGGACUAAUUUGGCACAAAUGACAGAUGCCAAUGGGAAUAUUCAGCAGAGGACAGUGUUGCCAAAACUUGUUAGCUGAGCUCUGAGUCCCCAAAGCUGGUAAUCUGAAAGAUACGACAUAGCUGAGCCUUAUUGGAUUGAAAGGAGUAGCUCAGACCUGUUUUUAUUUGCUCAAUAACUCAACUCAUUUGUAUCUUUUCAGCACUUAAUUUUAAUGUAAGACAGUUGUCUUGUUUUGUUUUUAUAAAAUACAUGGGGACAAUGCUUUAAGUUUUUAUACUUUCCGAAACUCUUUUUUGCGUGUAUGUGUGCGUGUGUGUGUGUGUGUGUGUGUGUGUGUGUGUGUGUGAUCUAGAAGUACGAUGAGCCUUACUGUAUCUAGUGUGGCAGAGUAAUAACAUCAGUGGCAGGCCACUGGUUUCUUCAUGACUGCCCACGCAUUUACAGAUUGGUCAGCGACAUUCACUAAGUUUUCAUGGUUCAUACUCUAUUCUCGGCUGGGAGGUAGCUCCAGGUUCAUGUGCAAGAUCAGCAUGUCCCGCCUCCCUCUUCCGUACAUCAAUCCGGGUCACAGCACUGGUGGAAGGAGAAUGGUCAGGAUGAAAAUCUCUAAGAAAAAAAACUGCACAUUAGAGAUUUUUUUUUUUUUUUUGUAAACUUUGCUCAAACAAUUACAAAGUGAGAUCCCCAAGGCUUAAACUGCCCAGUUAGCAUUCUAACAUUUAAAGCCAACAAAGCAGCAUUUAGCGAAUGGUGGAAACUAAAACGUUUGAGUUCCUCCAAAUUUUCUAAUAUGAUCGGCAAGCUCUUUUGUCAGGAAGCCUCCUCCUAUGGAAUUGGUUUUGCACCUAAUUUUAGAAAUGUAUUCCACGACUGUUCGUCGCUUCUCUUUCUCCUGUCUCUGUUCCUCUUUUACCACACAUCUGUUGCCUACAUUUAGCAUAUCUUCCUUUGCUGUCCAUCUGAGACUGUCGAUCCCGAGACAGCUCGGCUGUGCUGGUGACCAUUGUUUCAUACUCCAGUUUCACAAAGAAGAGCAGCCUAGCUACUGAAGGUGGGGGUUUCCAUAGUUCCAAAGAAAAUUUCGGACAUUAGAGUGAGUUCACCCUUUUCAGGUGCCUCUGAGGUUCCCUAGCCUGGAAAAGUACUCUCCCUUUAAAAAGAAAGAGGGUUGAAAAUCCUCUUGGUGAACAGAGAAGUCACUGGCUGUUCAGUCAGGUCAGUUUUAACAAGGCAUUUAAAGGAGGAGAAGUUCAACCUCAAGUUAAAUGGUUUGACUUGUUCUUUGCAUCAUCAGAGCAACCAUGGAAAUUGCAUUCCUCUGUUUUAUUUUAUUUUAUUAUUAUUAUUUUUUGAUUGCACUGACUGUUCUUGUGGGAAUGACACUUUACCUGAAAAAGUGAGAGUUAGGUAAAAGAGUAUUUUCUUCUCGGAAUAAUAAUUAUUUUCACAGUGAAAUUUUCAGUAUUUUAUCACUAGUGUAUGAGCAGUGAUAUAUAUCAAAUUCAAGGCACGUGGGAAGAAUUUUUUUAGUAUGUGCAAUUUAAUAUAGAAAGAUUUCUGCCUGUUUGGACAGUAGGUUUGGGGUAGUAUAAUUAUGAUAAAUAAUCUUUUAUAUGCACAGAUAUUAUUGUAUUGCCUGUAAUUGAUUUACAAAUCCUUAAAGCAUGGUCCCCAGUGAGGCCAAGAAAGUUUCCAGUUAAGUUCUUUUAGUAUUAAUCCUACAUUUUCUCCUUAAAAAAAAAAGAAGUGUAGUUUUGAACAAAACAUUUUACUUACCUUGAGGCUUUGCCAGUUGAUGGUGGAAAACUAUGCUCAGGAAAUAUUUCAGAUACUUGCCAAAAAGAUAAAAAAUAAUAAGAUUAGCUUAUUAGUGAGUGAGAUUGCUAUUUGCUUUACUAUUUAAGGGUGUCACGGAUAAAUUAAUUUGUACUUCUGUAUUUAGAAAUUAUAGCUCAUUUCCCCUAGUCAAAUCCUCUAGCAUAUUGUAUACAUUUCUGUGUGAAAGUGCAAUACUGUGUCAGUCAGUUACAUUUUAAACAAUGCCUAUGUGACAGUACCCCCCUCCCCCGUCAGUGGCUUAUAGGAAUUAAAGAUGUGUAUAUUUAUCAAAAUUUUGGCUUACAGGUAUAAGAAGCGUAAAAUUUGGUUUGGGGCUUUACAAAACCACAAGCCUCUUAAUGAUAGCUAGUGUCAUUAAAAAAUAUGUAAAAGCAAGUUUUCCUCUUAAAGGCUCCUCCCUGUCAUCGUUCACAUUUAGCUUUAAAUACAUGAACCUGAGCCUGCCAUUAUGAAUUUCCUUUUAGAAUACCUGUACUUGUGACAUUUUAUAGAUGAACUAAUACUGCUUGUCUUUCCCCUACCAUCCAACACUGGUUCUUAAAAUGCCAGCAAUGCGUUUGUGAUAACUUUUAUUCACAAAUGUAACUGGGAACUUUCAAGCCAAACUAUAAUGUGCAGUGCUAUGGGACUUUUUUUUUUCUUUUGUCCAAAUACAGUGAAAUUUCCUUUAUUAAUAAGAGCCACCAUGUUUCAGCAUUUAGUGAUACAACUGCUUAAAAAAGAAAAUCCCUAGUUUGAUUAUGUCUGAAACAAAAAUGUUGCAUCUCUGUGAUUUUAAAACCUAAGUAAAUAAAGGGCUCUGAUAGGCUACUAGGAGUGGGCUUGGAACAGUCGUUGGUCUCACAGGUUACCAUUGUCUAGGGACGUCUGAGCUGUCUUCAGACUAAGGAAUAGCACAGUGUCAUUUUGUCAUGGUUGCAGUCUCAUUUGGCUCCGUUUCUUGCACCACCUGAGUGUUUGUUAGCACUUAAGUGUAUCACAACAAUAGUGGAGUAACAGUGAUGCAAGACUGGCUUAACAGUAGAGGAGAACUUGUGCCCUUAGUGUUAACAAUGUGCCUUUUGUUCUGAAUGCCAUGUUGUAGGGCAUGCAUUUUUUGACCUCUUUAACUCUUUGAAUACUAGGCAGUAAGAAUGGAAUCCUUCUGCAAAGAUACAUCUGUCUUAAAUUUCUAGUUACAGGCCUUAAUAGAAACUGUAAGGCAUGAACCAUCAUCAUCAGGCGCUGAACAAGAGAACAUGGGUUAGCGACACUAGGAAUAAUUCCUAUGUUCAGAGGGUUAAAAAUGGUCUUUGUUGUAUCUUAACAUCAGACUGAUUUUUUAAAUGAUAACUUUUUGUUAUGCUAACACUAGACAAAAAAAAAUCAACUGUAUUUGUAAAAAUUUACCUCAAACCAUUUAAUUUUAUAGUGUGAUUAAUCCCAGGGCAUUUGGUAUGAACCAAAGUGCAUUCCUUUUCUAUGUGCCUGGCUCUAGUGAGGAUGGCCAGGGAUUUUUACAAUUUGGGUGCAAGGCACUUAAGCCACUUUUAAACUUAAUGGGUGGUGUGGGGUCAUAUUAAAUGACUCCAUCAGAAUGUUAGAAAACACUUUAGGCAUCAGUAGCAUUGGGCCAUAUUGGAAUCUUAAAAUAAAAGUGUGAAUUAUUUUAAAGAGAGCAUUCAUUUUUGUAAUUUUUUUCAUCAAGAAUAUUUCUGGUAAGCAGAUGACUUUUUAAAAAUAAAAUUGAUUGGGUUGGUAAAGGUUUUAAUAUUGCCCAACAUAAUGCUGUGGUAGCAUUUAAAAACAAAAGUCUGUGAACUCUUUGUUUCUUAGGGGCUUGUACAUCUCUCUGCUAUGGACAUAUAUAAAAUUGUAAUUAUGCUCAGCUCAACUGCUACAGUUAUGUCUAGGCAGUGGCUUGGGUUUCUAUCGAGCAACAACUUAGACACGUGACUGUAAUAUGCUGCAACUGUGUGUACUGAAAAUAUGUGAAAAUGGUUGAAUGUGGACUGUGUAUAUAUGUAUGUAAAAAUUUCUGUGAGAUGCUGCUGUCGCCACUUAACAUGAAACAUGUUCUAGUGGAUUUCAAUCCUAGUGGCCAGUUCUAUGAUACUGUAUGUAUUGUACAGCUGAUGGCAGGAGUAAGACUGUUUAGUGAAUAUUUGUUAAAUUUUAUUGUUGUGGCCAGAGAUAAUUUCAGAAUAAAAAUUUAAUGUCCUACCUUA